AUGUACGGCAGCUAUGGAAUGAUUCAGUCGGCUGACAAAAAGGACAUCGUAUUCACAAAAUUAAAUAAGAUUGAACCUGACAUUGAUGGCCAGGAGGUUUGGGUACGUGGUCGUGUCCAUGCGAUUCGCAGUAAGGGAAAAACAUGCUUCCUGGUCCUAAGGCAACAGUUCUAUACUGCACAGGUUACGCUGUUUGUUGGCGAAAAAAUUAGCAAGCAGAUGUUGAAGUUCGUCUCAAACAUCUCUAAGGAAUCCAUUGUUGACAUACAAGGUCUUGUAGGAAAGGUAGAUGUCCAGAUUGAAUCAUGCACUCAGAAAAAUGCUGAACUUCAUGCUAUUCAGGUAUUCGUUGUAUCAGCAGCAGAGCCACGACUGCCUCUUCAAAUAGAAGAUGCCAGCCGACGUGCAGACAACACUGAUGGUCUGGCAGCUGUCAAUCUUGAUACGAGAUUGGACAACCGUGUGCUCGAUUUACGUACGACGACGACGCAAGGAAUCUUUUCACUGCAGGCUGGUGUCUGUAAGCUAUUCCGUGAUACCCUCACUGAACGCGGAUUCGUGGAAAUCCAUACGCCGAAGAUUAUUUCGGCUGCAAGUGAAGGAGGAGCGAAUGUUUUUACGGUCUCAUACUUCAAAGGCUCUGCCUAUCUUGCCCAGUCUCCCCAACUUUAUAAGCAGAUGGCUAUCGCCGGCGAUUUCGGAAAGGUAUUUACUAUCGGUGGUGUAUUCCGUGCUGAGGAUUCGAAUACUCAUCGACAUAUGACCGAAUUCGUUGGUCUUGAUUUGGAGAUGGCUUUCAACUUCCAUUAUCAUGAGGUGUUGGAAACCAUCGGAUCUGUUCUCAUCAGCAUAUUCAAGGGGCUUAAAAAAGAUUAUGCUGCGGAGAUCGAAGCGGUAGGUCGACAAUAUCCUGCUGAACCUUUCGAGUUCUGUGAACCAGCGCUUAUUCUAAAAUACCCAGAUGCAGUGAAGAUGUUGCGUGAGGACGGUGUUGAAAUGGGUGAUGAGGAUGAUCUAAGCACCCCUGUGGAGAAACAGCUAGGACGUCUCGUGAAGGAGAAGUACAAGACCGACUUCUUCAUUCUGGACAAAUUCCCCCUUGCCGUGCGUCCGUUCUAUACAAUGCCAGAUCCCCAUGACUCAAGGUAUUCGAACAGCUACGACAUGUUCAUGAGAGGAGAAGAGAUUCUUUCUGGUGCACAACGAAUUCACGACGCAGAGUUUCUCGUUGAACGAGCCAAGCAUCACAAUAUUGAACUCGAAAAGAUUCAGGCCUAUAUCGAUUCUUUCAAGUAUGGAUGUCCUCCUCACGCUGGUGGCGGCAUUGGUCUCGAGCGAGUCACGAUGCUAUUUCUGGGCUUGCACAACAUCCGUCUUGCUUCGAUGUUCCCUCGUGAUCCAAAGAGGAUUACGCCCUAA
This is a messenger RNA of Haemonchus placei, 1419 nucleotides long. NCBI's taxonomy places the organism in Eukaryota, Metazoa, Nematoda, Chromadorea, Rhabditida, Trichostrongylidae. The record is from the annotation of a GenBank genome assembly.